AUGAGCUUUUAUUCUCCAACAACAAAUUUUUAAUAAAACUACCAAAAUGAUUUAAGUGCAACUUAAUAAUAUUAAAAUUUUGCCAUGACAGAGCUCUAUCAGCAAUCUAAGUCCGAGCAGCAGUUUAACUCAGACAUGGAUGUGAUUGGAAGGGCAAUAUCAGAUUUAAGCAAUCGAUUAGCGAGUGGUUAAAUAAAUUACGGCACAUUAGAUCAAUCAAAAUAGCUAUUAAAUGAAAGAACUAAUCUUUAAGAAAAAACUAGAUAAUAUUAUAGGAAUAUGAAAGAUUUUCUAGAUGUUUUAAACGAUAAAUCAGGGAAUUAUACUUCCUAUGAUACUCAUGGAACCUUUUAAACCUUUAAAAAUCUUAGAGAAAAACUACAAAUGGAUAGAGGCAUAAUCAUGGCAAAACUCUUUCAAUUCACGAACCCAUCAGCAUAAGCAAACAAUAUAAGCAGAAAUACAAGUUUGUCAAAUAUAGGGAAAAAUCUUUUGAACAAUUCGAUGCUCUCAAAUGAUGUCAGUAGAUUAUAUGAUAAGAAUGUUUCUAAGUAGAUUCUUAUGCCAAAUGGAGGCGCUUUAGAUAGAAGUAGCAUGCUUUAUUCAGCACAAGGAUCUACAAGAAUAGAGCCUAAUGCAUCAAUAUCUCUUGUUAAUCCUGAUAAAUCUGCUUUAAGUCUUUUUAAUAAUUCAAUUAAUGAUAGCCUAUAAAAUGCAACAAAUGUUUCAAGACUUUAAUCAUAAAGUUAAUUACAACCACCUCCUGAUAAUUCAAUUAUAUAGUCUUAUUCUGAAUAGAUAAACAAAAGUUACAAAUAGGGAUAAGACAUAGCAGACGAAAUAAAAAUGGGGUUUGCAGGGCUUGAUCCAGCACUAAUUAAUGGUAACCAGAGCUAGCUUACAAAAGCAUUUAGGUCAAUCUUGCCAGAAGGAGAAAAGGAAAUUGAAAAAAUGUCAGAAGAGGAGAAAAAAUUUAUCAAUUUAAUUACGAAAGUUGGAGACGCACAAAGAUUCCUUAAAAAGAUUCCUCAAAACUCUCCUUUGUAUUACCAAAAGCUUUAAGAAAUAAACAUGCUCACAAAUCUCAAAAAUGAUGUUGAAAAAAUAGUUUAAGAAUAAAAAUAUUAAAGAAUGAGGGAAGAUUAUGAAAAAAGUGGGAAACCAGAUCCAGAAAGGGAAAGGUAAUUAAAAAUAAGAGGAGGUUUAAUUUAACGUUUGAAUGAUUUGCACAGUUCAAGAAAAUAUCAUCCCUUUGAAGGUUUUACAAUAUUUUGGGACUGGAUAGUGAAUUUACCCAAAAAAUAUGAUAGUUGUAAGUUAUAAUGGGGUUUAUUUAAGAAGAGUGAAGUUAUAGUCAGUCCAAAAUACAUAGAAGAGAGAUAAGCAAUAGCCAUGAAUUUUAAUAAUAAAUAAGUUGUUUGGGGAGACAGAGAUCAUGUAUAUGAUAUUAAAGCCCAUAAAGAUAUUUUGCUUGUUGUAGAAUUGUAGUGUUAUUUUAAAGAUCUUUCAGGUAAGCAAUCUAUGGAUGUCUAUGGUUGGUCUAUCCUUGAAUUGUUUGAUCUAAACUUGGAUCUAAUGAGAGGAAAGUGGAAAAUACCAUUUUAUUCAACCAAGAUCAACCCUAACGUUUUAGUUAGUCAAGUAAAAAGGCUUUAAAGUCAAAGUAACACAAUGUUACAUUUGAGAAUAUGUUUCCCAUAAGACCAUGAGUUUGGUGACGAAUACCCAUUGCAUCCUUUAAGUCAAGGCAAUGAAUUCUUCCUUCCUGUAAUUCAUAAGAAAACUCUUAUCUAAGCUUCGAUAGAAUGGGAUUUAACAAAAUCUCUUUAGACAUCAGAAAUGUUUAAUAGAAAGGAUGAGUCUUCAGAUGAUGACAGUGACAUAUCUGAAGAUGCUGACGCUAAUUUUGGUAAGGGUGAAAUGGGCCCAUAAUAACCGGCUGUAGAAGAGUGGAAACCAAAGCCAUAUCCUGAUAAUCGUAGAGGUCUUCAUGUGACCAUUCAUAAUUUACUCAGAUACUUGAAAGAUAGAAGGUCUAAGGUUAGAUGCUUUCUAAUAGAUACUAAAAGAGGUACUAUAAAGGAUGACAUGGGAGAUGAGUGUAUGUUUGAGACAGAUGUGUAUGCUCCAAGUAAAAAGCCUAAACUAAAAUAGGGAGAAGAAAGCAUAACAGAUUAAAUAGAAGAAUCUAUUUUAAUCUAGGAAGGUAUAACUGCAAUCGAGGAAGAUUACCACUUUUUUGUGGAUAUUGAAACUUAUGCAUAUAAUAACAAGGCAUUCGAAGAUGUUUUCUUACUUUUCUAGGUAUACAGUGAUAAAUACUAAUAAAUAGAUAGUGAUGAUGAAGAUAAUGAGGAAGAUAUUGAUGCAAACACAAAAUUAAUUGUUGAUGAAACUGGUAAAACUAUCAAAGUAAGAACAGAUGGUACCGAAAUCGAUAAACAUGGAGAAAAGAAGAAGAAGAAAGGAGUCCUUUAGGGUAAAUCUUGGUAUGCAUUCCCUCUUUUCGAAGGAGAUCGUGCAAAUCUAGGACAUUACAUCAAAUAACUAUACGAUUUGCCAAUUCAAAAACCUCCUUUUAAUGAACAUGCUAUCAAUUUUUUUGAUAACUCAGAAAUAGAUUUCUCCAUCAACUUCUUCGGCUACACAAAGGAUAAUAUGAAGAAUCUCAAGUAAAAGUACCAAGACUUAAGAGACUUCAAAAAACAACAAAGAAAGAAACCUAAGCCUCCCAAAAAGAAGAAAGUUAUAGUUAAGGAUGAGCUUGAUGACCUUUCUAAGGCCUUCUUAGAGAAUCUUGAAAGGUAGUAUCAUGAUAGGCCUUUUGAGAAGGGUUAUGGUAUUGACUUUUAUGUUGAUGCUGCUAGAUUCCUACCUGAUAAUGUGACUAUUUGCAAAAUAUCAGUUACAAUUAUAAAUCACAACUUUGAAAAAGUCUUUGAGUCUGAUGCAGCUCUUCCUGAUCUUUUAAGUGAUGCUUUUUCUCCUAAGUUCUCGUUCAGAAAAGAACUCAGAGCUACUCAUUUUGACCCAACUUUGUAAGCUUUCAUGACUGUAGAAACAAUAGAUAAUAUGAAUAAAGAAGUUAGAAUUGUUGGUUAUAGCAUUAUCAAUUUCUUCUUGAAUUAAAAAACUAAAAAGUAACCCACAAACUAGCUUGAUACUGACAUUAUUCUGCAAGAUGGAAAUUACUAAAUACCUAUUUUUUGCUAGCAUCCACCUAAAAUUAAACCAUUCAAUGUUGAAAGAUUGUCUUAGCUUGAUAAAUUGCCUUGUGCAUCACUUCUUGUUCGUAUUAGACUUGCCCCUAUGAGUGAAGAUGGUUUAAGAGCUCUUACACUAGAUGAUAUUCAGAAGUAGGAUUGGGAAAAAAUAGGACUUUGGGUUCCUGCACCUCCUUAUAGUAUAGAAAGACAAUCAUUUUAUAACACUUCAUAUUAUAAUUUGAGAGAUAGUGAGAAAGAACUUUUCGUUAUAAGACUCAAUAGAUAGAGUCCGCCAUAAGUUGAGUUGUUAAAUAUUAUAGUUAAUGCUGUAGCCUAAAAAACAAAGCAAGACAGAAUAGCUUAGGCAGAAAAGUUAAAAUCUAAAAUUAAACCAACAGAGGCAGAAUUGGAAAGAGGAAUUGUUACAAAAAUAGAUAAUGUUGGUGAAGCUAAGCAGUGGAUUGACAAAAAUAUUAUUAGAGAUCCAUAUACAGAUAUCAUUGAGCUUUAAUAUUUUGCAAAAUAUAAACCAGAUGCAGGUUUUAAAUUCAGUUUAGACGGUUUCCACAACAACCCUCAAACAGAUUAACCAAUAAUUGGUUUGUUUUGUCUUAAUCCUCCUGGAGAUUUGUAUAAAAAUCUUGGUGCAAAAACGGAUACAGUCAUAUUAGAUUCCGCCUUUAAUUGGGACUCACCAAUUAUAUCACCCUAGUUUAAUGAAGGCUAUUUCACUUUCCGUGGAAUUGAUUAUUCAAAGAAUUUAUCUAUCAUAAUUGACUGCAGAAAAGUUAAAUUUAGUGAGAGAGGAGACAAAGUUGUUAUUGAAAAUGUUGGAUGGACAAUAUGUCCUAUCUUUACUCCAAAUGGAUACGUAAAAAGUGGAAUUUAUCAAAUUCCUAUGUUUAAAGGAUCUAUUCCGAUGCAUGUCGUUGAUAGCAUUACCAGGUAAGAUCCAUGGGAGUACAUAGAAGAAUAGCUAAAAACUCCAAAAAGUGGAGUUGUUUACUACGAAAAUAUGAGCGCUAUUAUUAGACUUCUUGAUGCUUAAAGAGAUGGUCAUUAUUAAGUACCUUUCGAUCAUACACGUAUGAUUUAUAAGUACAUUCCAAAGAAUAGAUUAGGUAGCUAUGCGUACAAUGCUGCUGUAGAAGUUAAACUCCAGAAGGCUAAGAAGCUAAUAUCUCUUGUGCCUAACAAAGCAAAAGUAAACGAAUACCAAGAAAAACUUACACAAUCAGUCAUAAAAAGUCUUGGAUUAAAAUGA
Molecule: messenger RNA, 4470 nt
Organism: Tetrahymena thermophila SB210
Lineage: Eukaryota; Ciliophora; Oligohymenophorea; Hymenostomatida; Tetrahymenidae
Exons: 12
Source: RefSeq, a predicted model, not a curated record